CCCGGAGGGGGAGGGGGGGGUGACCCAGUCCCUGCUCAGAAAAGAGGAGGCAAAGAAAUUGUUAAAUAGUUUUGUGUUGUUACUUUUGCUGCAUGGCAUAAAUACCUUUUAUAUUAGGCUAUACUUUUUAGACUGCUUUAGUGUUUGUAAUUUGCUGAAACAAGCAAGCUAUAAAAUUGUUAUUUUGGUAUUCUGUGUAGCAGGGGUUUUUUUUGUCUUUCCUCACUAUUUAUUCUGCAGUAUAUAUCAAUGCUAUUGUAUAAUUUGUUAUUUUUAUUCCUUUCAGAGCAGUUGAACAGAUUUGCAGGGUUUGGUAUUGGUCUUGCAAGUCUGUUUACAGAAAACGUGUUGGCCCAUCCUUGCAUUGUUCUGCGUCGUCAGUGUCAGGUUAAUUAUCAUGCUCGGAAUUAUCAUCUUACUCCAUUUACAAUUGUCAACAUUAUGUACAGCAUCAAUAAGGCCCAGGGUCCAAGAGCUCUAUGGAAAGGAAUGGGAAGCACCUUCAUUGUUCAAGGCAUAACUCUGGGAACAGAAGGCAUCAUCAGUGAAUUUACACCGUUGCCUAGGGAACUGUCACAUAAAUGGAGUCUCAAACAGAUAGGAGGACAUCUCUUACUGAAAGGCUUAACAUAUGUGGUAGCGAUGCCUUUUUAUUCUGCAAGCCUGAUUGAAACUGUGCAGAGUGAAAUCAUUCGAGAUAAUCCUGGAAUUCUGGAUUGUGUCAAAGAAGGGAUUGGCAGAGUGGUGGGUAUGGGAGUGCCUCAUAGCAAACGGCUCCUUCCACUUGUGGUCUUGACCUUUCCAACUGUUCUACAUGGAGUCCUUCACUACAUCAUCAGUUCAGUCAUCCAGAAAUUUGUCUUGUUUGUCCUCAAAAGAGAAAAUUCCCACAGCCUUCCAACUGAGACCUCCAAUUCUGUGCAGAGCAUGUUGGACGCGUAUUUUCCAGAACUUAUUGCUAGCUUUGCUGCCAGCCUUUGUGCUGAUGUCAUGCUUUACCCCCUGGAGACAGUUUUACACCGUCUUCACAUUCAAGGAACACGCACAAUAAUUGACAAUACAGACCUUGGCUAUGAAGUGCUGCCGAUCAAUACUCAGUAUGAGGGAAUGAGAGACUGUAUUAAUACUAUAAAACAAGAAGAAGGAAUGUUAGGUUUUUAUAAGGGGUUUGGAGCGGUUGUUGUACAGUAUACACUGCAUGUGGCUGUUUUACAGCUCACUAAAAUUAUUUACUCAACGUUGCUUCAAAAUGUUGCUUAAAACUUUGUGUAGAUGUUGAUUAGUAUGGAGGAUGUGUUUUGGUUACUUAACUGUCUAACUAUGAUAAAAAGAGGGAUGGAUAAGAAAAUGAAAUCUGGAAAAAGACAAUCUAUAGUUGUAGGUUUUCUUUCAAGGUAAAGUAUUCCAUGUAAAAAAAAUGAAUUUAAAUUCUGAACUACUCUUUUAAAAGUACUUCAUGAAAUUAAACCAAUAUUGCAGAAAGUUUUGUGUGUGUGUGUGUGUGUGUGUGUGUGUGUGUAUAGAAAGGUGAAAUUAUGCAGAAGAAAAGCAUAAUUUAAAAUCUGACUUUAAAAUGGAUUACAUUUCUGUCUACCUGUAGACUGGCAUAUAUUACAUGGCAUUCCCUAUAGAACUGUCCACAUAGAUUAAAAGCCUAGUAGUGGUCAUUACCUUUGACAAGGAAUUUCCACUGGUAAGCCAAUGAAGAGGUUUGUCUUCAUCUCUUACAUGCUGAAGAUGAGGAUUCCAUGGUCUCUUAAAAAAUCUGAUUGCAGCUUUACUGUUAACACUGUUAAGGUCAAAAUGGCCUCUGGAAAACGCUUGUGAUUCCAUACUUUUCUCCACCUAAUUCUUUCAGUUUACGUGUACAAGCAAGACUUCUUUAACUUUCACUGCUCUAAAAGGGAACUGAAACUAAAUGUUUGCUUUCAGCAUCACCUAUUACAAGAUACUCUUUAAAUAGAACUUGGCUUUCUUGAUUAAAUGUAAAGUGGAGUAACUUAGCUCUUCUUCACUUUGGUAAGUAUUAAAAGGCUAGCGGUAGCUAAAAUACAGCAAACUUGAUUAUAUACAAGCUGAUGUGUACAUGUAAAUGCCAUUUUAGUCAAGUUUUCGACCACAGUUUUGAGAGAGCUGUUUUAUUGAUGUGUUUCUGCAUAAAUGUAGACUAAUCAUGAGAAGUGUUUUAGCACUGGUGUUCUAGGUUUAUUCUGAAACCAUAAAGGAUUAAUUAACCUUUAUUUUCUCUAGUGACUCCUCCAUUAGAAUGAGGUGCCUUAGGGAGGUGCAGGCGCAAUGAAUUUGAUAUUGUGUCCUUAGUCUUCCCUGGAGCCGCAGUAUGCUUUAGGUAAUGCCCACUUACAAUUUAGCACUGAAAUCUUUAUUUAAAACGUUAACUGGAUAAGAUGUGUUUGUGGAGCAGAAGUGAUUGUUGCUGUUAAUGAAUAUGUGACUUUGACUACUGAGAUCUUUCUUUUUCCCCCCAUUUCACCUGACUGCCUCUGCAUUGAGAUUUCCACUUCUAAAAUGAAUUUUGAUCAUUUUGAAUAGCUUGUAUUUACUUCUUGCUUACCCAGAAUUGAUUUAAUGAAGGUGGCUUGAGGUGGUUAACUAGUAAAACAGAUGAGCAUGGUAAGAGAAUCACUUUUCAACUAUGUGAAAGGUUAUUGCCUUUCUCAAAUUUCACUUUUGUGGUAAGAAUCUUUAAAUGUCUGUGCAAAUGCAAUAUAUUGAUGUGCAUUUAAUUGGAUUGGUCUUUAAACAAUGUAUGAUAGCAUUUAUUUAUGGGAAGUAUCCAUGACAUAACUAAAAUAAAUUAAUGCAAUUCAUAAUUUCUUUCAAAUAUGAUAUUAAUUCAUAACUUGUCUUUUGCUUAUACUUGAAAUAAUUUUCAUGUAUUUUAUGCACUGAAGUGUUGAAGUGGAAAGUAUAGUAAACUUGGAAUCUAAAGUUUUUACCUUGAAUAUUGUUUCUGCUAGUCUAUUAUAGCAAAAUGAAAGCGAUCAAACUAGAAACAAAGUAUCUGAAAAAUAUAUUUACCCCAGCAUUGCAUACAUCAGGACUAUUUCAUCUAUGCAAUAGAAAAUCUACAGUAUAAUGUUUUUUAAAGCAUUCUAGCAUUCAAGGUUCACUCUUUGAAAGAAGUUCUGUGAGUUCGGAGUCAAAUAGCAUUAAAGAUGGCAGCACUGGACAAACUUUUAGUACUUUUUUGUGAAUUACUGUUUUUUGAAAUGUGCAUCAGCAUAGACUCUGAUAUUUUAAAAUCUAAAGAGCUACCAAUAUCUUAAGUAGUCUGAAUUUCAGAAAUGCUGACCAGUGACCACCCAGUCCAUUAUUCUGUUAAUUACUGUAAGCAAGUUGCUAAGAACAAAGUGAGCCCAGACCUACCAAUUUAAAAGAGCUAAUAUACUUUUCCAGGAAUAAAAUUAUAAAAACGUGUGUGGCUAACAUUUGUCAAACUGAGUAAAGGACAAAUAAGAAAGCAAACAUGAUAUUACAUGUUCUGAAAGUUUAAAUUACUUUCAUGUCAGAGAAUGGUAAUGGAGAACCCUGACUCAGUACCUAAUUUCUACCUUUCCUUUUUAUUACCAGCUUUUAAAUAGCUUGCUGUUUAGUCAUUCAUAUGAUUAAUUCUGGUUGCUGAGACCAAUUCUCAUAUUUUGUGAAUUAGUGUAGCAAUGACUUGAGUGAUUCUGAAAACAUGUCUAGAUGCUACAAUUCACUUUCUUGUGGUUUUUUCCGCCCCCUCAAGGAAAAAAUACUAGGUUUCUAUGUAUAUUUCCUUAAGCUGUUUUACUCCAUUUCAGUUUGUGCAUUUACAGCUUUCAUUUAAACAGUACCAUGAAAUGAACAGUAAAAUUGUAUAUACUAUAAUAAUAAAAUGAUGUAACAUAUUGUAUGCUUUUAGCAAAAAGAGUAACAAUAUAUAUUCUGCUAGUUCUACGAUAGAGCAUAGUAGUAUAUAAUGGUACAGGAAAAAUAGAUAAAAUGGAACAAUGUACAACAGUAAAAUAAAUCCAGGGGUUAUUCUGUUUUGAUUUU
Messenger RNA from Alligator sinensis (Chinese alligator), 4041 nucleotides. RefSeq names its product solute carrier family 25 member 46 (gene SLC25A46). Bases 250 to 1260 code for a protein of 336 amino acids. Gene Ontology annotation, biological process: mitochondrial fission; axon development; mitochondrial membrane fission. The record is from RefSeq and is a predicted model, not a curated record. NCBI's taxonomy places the organism in Eukaryota, Metazoa, Chordata, Crocodylia, Alligatoridae. Gene Ontology annotation, cellular component: mitochondrial outer membrane. The transcript is spliced from 7 exons.